GCAAAGUGACAAGAUUUCUGCAUUAUUAACUGAAGGAACACUUGAAAAAACACCGCUUGUCAUCUCUGUGGCCUUGAAAAACAUUUACAGAGAACCCAAGGACGAAAGAGAGAAAAAGAGAGAAGGCCCUUAACAUUUACCCUUAGGAACCCCAGUAUUCCCUCCUAUUUUGCAACAACAACAGCAAAACAACAACAACGAAAUUCUCACUUACCAAUCCAAUCGAAAGAUCACCCAAGGAAGAAAGAGAGAGAGAGAGAGAGAAGGCCCUUAAUAUUUACCCUUAGGAACCCCAGUGUCGCGUAGCCUGCUAUGUUAGGGUGCUGUCAGUCACUAGGGCGUGUAUCAGCUAUGGAUAAGCCCCACCCAUUGACUAUCCAGCCCUGCCACGACCUCAAGGACACCACUAUAGAGACGCUGGACAAUAAGGAACGCGAGGAUCUAGAAGGGAAGACGACGGAGGAUGAUGAAGAGAAAAAUGACUCUGCAAAGGAUUCAGUCAGUUCUGAGAUCCUAGAAGCCCCGCAGUCCUUGUCCAUUGACGGUGAUGAUGUGUCCUACAGUGAAGAUAACAGCCUGGAUAACAACACCUUCAAUAUUAUCAACACCGAGGAUUCACAGAGCCAGGAAGUGAGUGAUAUGACUAAUGAUGAGUCCCCGAUGCAUAUCAACGAAAACGGGGAUGUCAGUGGCGCCAAAGAAAAUGUGAGUUUUAAAAGAGAGACUGAUGAGGAUUCCGAUGAGGAGCUGUCUUGUUUGGAAGAAGAGGAGGAGGAAGAGGAGGUGGAGGAGGAGGAGGAGAGCGACGAGAGUGGUGAUAGUGAUGGAGGAGAUGAAAGUGACGAUGAGAGAGAAUUUGAUAACGAGUCUUUAGAUGAUGAAAAGAACUCAGACAGUGCUAUAUGCGUGACGGACACACUGCCACCUCUGGACCUCCCCGACCCACCGAAGGCCAUCCCGCAGAGUGCCAAACAGAAAACGGAGAACACCAAGCCAGCAUCACCACAGAAAACGCGACGCAGGUUAAGAUCUGUGGGGAAAAAGGAGAAUAGAGAGUUUACCAUUGAAAUCUACGAGUCAAGACGUAAACCGAUUGACAUACCAGUGAAGAAAAACACGGACACAUCCCCAGGGAGCGACACACGGAGCCCAAGCAACCCUGUGGUAUGCCAGCGCCCCGGGGACUGCUCUGGGCUCCCUGGUUCAAGCCUCGUCAGCCCAGGUUCCAGCCUCACCACCCCUGACUCUGCCGAUAACACCCUAAUCGUGUCUCUGGAUAUCAGUAAUGCCACGAUUAGAGAAGAGACAGAUGAGAGUGACAGGUUUUCCCCGCUCAAGACGCCCAGUGAUGGAGGACUUACACCUGGAUGCAAGUCAGAUACUGAACUGAAGGACAACAACAAUCCUACAAAACCAACGAUUUCUACCACAACCACUGCUACCACAACCACCCCAACCAGCACUACAACUACUACAACUACUACUACAACCACCAGCACAACCACAACCCCGCAGCGCCACGGAAACGAAGGAAAAAAAGAAAAAGAAAAAGAAAAGUGUUUGGUGACUGAGAGGAAGGAGGCAGAAAAAGAAGAAAAAGAGAAAGAAAACGAAGGAAAAGAGGAAGAAGGAGGAGGAGGAGGAGGAGGAGGAGGCAGAAGACAGUUCCCUAUGGCUUUUACUAUCGAUAUAAGUGAUAGUAAUAGUACUAGUGGUGAUAGUAGUGUUAAUAAGAAGCUGGAUAUUACUGGAUCGAUCAGCAGGUGGGCUCCCAAACACAGGAGGAAUUUAAGCUUGACCAAGGUGGAUGAACAUAAGAAGGUGGAGGAGCGCGCCUCGAAGCCCCCUCUUGGACGCCCCCGGAGCGGCACGGUCGGGGCUGCGGCGGGGCUGGCGGGGCUGACGGGGCGGCGGGGCGGGGCGGGGUACCACUCAGAGGGCUACUUCUCCUCCGACCAAGACGACGAGGGACCGAGGAGGGCUGAUCUGAAGUCCCCCCGCUCACCACGCACCCCAGAGCUACGGUCACCCCAGACACCCCAGCGACUCGUGCGUUCAUCCUCACAGGACUCUGCCAAGGGAACCAGCCUGAGAAUGCUCAACACUCCGAGCCCCCACAGCCCCCACAGCCCUGACAGCCCCACAGCAGCAGCAACAGCACGCACCUCACCCUUGCAGCCCCCAAGCCUCACCCUACAUGAAUCAGCCUCCUUCCUGCUGGAGAAAAUGAUGACUUCCGUUCCUGAAUCUCUGAGGAAGCAGGGCAGCAAGAGUGAAGGCCGGGCAUGCUGCAAGACUGAGAAGAAACCAACAGUAGCUGAAGUGACCGGCAGGAACAGAGGCGACAAGAGCAAGGCAAUGGACAAGGUGGGGGAAGGCCGCAAACACAACAAUACUGGCAACAACAGUCUGUGCGGCAGUAACCACACACUAGACAUGAAGCAGAAGGUGCCAACACAGGACGCUGCCAAGGAGGAGAAGGACGAUGUGAGUGAGGCUGGAACAUACACUAUAGAGAAGGACUCGUCGUCGCCGGAGGUGGAGCAGGCGAGGAGUGACAUUGAUAGGGUGUUUGGGGUGUCUGGAACAGAGAGUGAGGUAGAGGUGGGGUCAGCGCUCACCCCCCGUGGUCCCCCUCCCCCUGACGAGCCUUGGACACAUGCAAACGCCAUUGAUCAGGAGAAAUAUAAGAAAUCUGGACAGAGAGAAAUGAGUCCAGGAAGCUUAAGCCGAAACAGCCCAAAUUGGAUCCAGCAGUGGGCGGCGCAGGUGGCAGAACACACCAAGGGCACGGAACACAAGGAUCACAAGGCAACGCAGGGCACCACUCGCUCCCCACGCAUUCCCCCCUCCCUCUCAUCAUCCCAGGAGAGUGAGGGAAGGCCACGACGCAAGCUCCCCACCCCCCCUACCGCACACCAUGGACACACGCACACACACGCUCACGGCCACGCACUUCACAAGAGUAAUGGGGGUGUUGAUGUGUCCGAUUGUGAGACUCCCACUAAAGGAAGGCUCCUCCCAGACCCCUUGGAGACCUUACCCCGCGGACAGGACGACUACGACAGCACCCGGGAUUUUCUACGCCACACUGAGCGCAUUGUCACCUCCCUGCAGGCUCGCGUGGACCCCUGCGGAACAUUACGUGGCGCCUCGUUCGAAUCACACGACUCAGGCGGGGAUUCGGACUUAGACACCAGCACGUCUUACCCCAUACAGGACGAGGAACGACUCACCAAGCAGCUUAAGGCCCGGCUGAGGCUUGUGGGUAUAGAGGGAGCUAAGACACCGCCCAUUGCAAGCCCCAGAAGACCAGCAGUAGAGAAGUUUAGAAGGGAAAGGUCUAUUGUUUCUGACGGAGGUUAUGAGGGGUUUGUCGGGAGGGUGGAGGAUGGCAGUGGGCAGUCAGAUAGUAGUAGUGAUGGAAGUGGUCAUGGCAGUGCUGCUAAGGAUCCACGGAAAGUUGAAAAUAACCCUCCGCUCAAGUUUAAUCGUGCGUUUAGUUUACGGAGGGCACGAUUGGGCUGCGACGAACACCAGACCCCCAGCGCAGCCCACUAAGCCCCCAUCCCCAUAGACAAAAAGAAACAGGUGCGUCCUUCUAGUGCCGGCAGCCUCUCCACGUCCCGCAAGGUUCCACUGGGCCACACCAAGAGCCAGAGUAUUGGGGGCAUGAAAGGAGGCCCCCCGCACUCCACCACCAACACCUCGUCUUCUGCUAAAAGUUCCACCGUCAAUGAUUUUAGUCGUGGUGAUGGUGGAAGGUUUAGUCUGAGGUUGCCGCGCUCUGGUUCAACUUCUGCUGUCUCCAAGUCCCCAUCACGCGCCUCCACUCGCAAGGAGACCACUACAGCGGGUGUGGGCAGGCGGGGGGGAGCUCCUCGAUCCAACUCCACCCUGUCUGCUAAAGAAGUGGACUUUCAGAACUGGAAGAGGAGGAAGAACUACGACCCAAUGAAAGCAGCGGCGGAGGGGAGGAAGAAAGUGACAAACAAAGGAAAUGACAAGGUUUUGCAGAGUGGACCAGCCAGCACCUCGGAACGCUCUCCCAGCCCCCCUGGUUCUCUGCUACGAUCAGCGUCCUUCCACGGUACAGAGGGGAUGGGGGCCGCUUCAGGGCGAUGGCCACGUCCCAGACCACACCACCUCUACCCCAGUGAGGACGAAGGGCCAUAUUCACUGGAGGAGGAGCAGGCCCACCCAGUCCCUCACUGCUCUCCACUUCGCCGCUCGCCCACGUCCCCACAACAACUCUGCUCCCCACACACCACCUCCCCCGCCCACCAGCCACACGCCUCCUCCAGGGCGCGCCGGACUGCUUAUGCUCUCUCCGAUGAAGGGGAAGCCCAGGUCACCUCACCCACGCGGAAGACGUCGCUGGAUGAGUCAGGCAGUGAGGGGAAGCGGUCACCAAUCAGCAGCACAAGAGGCAUCGUGUCCAGCCGCUCCAAGGCAAAGAUGGAAGCGUUAGACAAUCUCGUCAUUUCCACCAUCCAUUCCCUCUCUGUCAAGGUCCGCACUACUUCAGAAACGCUCCUGCAGAAGUUGAAGUCCCAGUACGACGAGGAAGGCGACAGGGCGGCGUUACUUGAGGAGGUCCUGGCGCAUCUGAGUGAGAGCGACCAAGCGUUAGCGGGCAGUGGGGCGGGGCGGUCCACUUCCAGGGAGCUCGCUGGUAUAUUGAGGAACUUGAAGAAGAUUGAACACGCUCUGGAAGUAAUUGAUCGAGUAAUGGUUGGUGAUGACGAUGAUGAUGAUGACGAUGAUGAUGAUGACGCGGGGGUGGUGGGGGGCCCGGACUGGGGGGAGAGUGACUACUAACCCCCCUCCGUUCCCCUACCCCC
Portunus trituberculatus (swimming crab) is the source of this 4844-nucleotide messenger RNA. RefSeq names its product serine-rich adhesin for platelets-like. Lineage: Eukaryota; Metazoa; Arthropoda; Malacostraca; Decapoda; Portunidae. The record is from RefSeq and is a predicted model, not a curated record.